Molecule: messenger RNA, 1632 nt
Organism: Cladocopium goreaui
Lineage: Eukaryota; Dinophyceae; Suessiales; Symbiodiniaceae
Source: the annotation of a GenBank genome assembly
AUGCCUAGCACCAGCUGGUGCUUUGUGCUGCCCUGGCUGGAUGCGGCUGGUGGUUUUGCUCCCCUGGGAGACUACUGUCCGCCUGAGAAUCUCUUGGAGAGUUGCUCUAUUGCCAAUGCACAAGAGGAGUAUUGGAAAUCACUCUCGGAAUGGGACGACUUCAAAGUAAAUGUAUGGACCUCAAAGAAUCAGCGGCUUCAGUAUUUUUUUCUGCCCUUGGCUGAUACGUUGAGACAGAUGGAGUGCGUGAUCUUCUAUUGGCACCGCUGUACUCGGGAGUACCUCUUGCAGCUUUGCAGUUUGUAUGCCAAAAUUCUAUUGGAAGGCAAAGCUCAAGGAUACGAUUUGGCCGCGACGAUGCUGUCGUGUUUUUCCUCCGGUGCCUUGGAGGGCCCGGAGGGCCGUCAGCUGGCUGAGGAGAUGAUGCGAUGGCCAUGCGCUCCACAAACAUUGGAGGAGCGGCAACUGUUAGAAGUCAUGCGCACUCUGAGAAAAGCCGUGCGUUGCUCCGCUUUCCAGAUUGAUAUGUCAAGCAGAAGUGGCAGCGGCAAACCUGACCAUUGGAUUUCAGGCAUUCACAGCUUGCACAGCCCCAGCAGUGUCUGUGCUCGAAAUGAUUUUGCUUGGUGGCACCAAGCGACGCCCAAACUGUAUGAUGCGGGAUGGUUUUCAGGGACUCAGUGGGUGAUCAAUGUGGGUACAGCAAGCGGUGGCUGCAGGAGAUUACUUCAAGCACCGCCUGACAGGGACGUAGAAAAUAUUUUCGAUAGCCAGGACCCCGCCAAUUGUCUCUCGACCCAGCUGGGUGGGGUUUUCGUGGAAGGUGGGGAGGAGCACUUCCCACGGCUACGCGCACAGUACGAGCUGCGAGAAAAUGUGAAGCUCAUGCUGGAGCCGAGUGAUCCCAAAAGUGUGAGAAGCUUUGUUGAGAGCCAUUUGAAGAACGAAAGCUUCGAUGCUGAUGAACUUGUCCUUCUAAAGGUGGAUGUGGACAAUUGCGACUGUUGUUUUCUUGAAGCUCUAGUGAGUGAGCAACCUUAUGGUUUGAAUUUGCGGCCGCACUUCAUUCACGUGGAAUUUCAUCCCAUGAUCCCUCCACCCAUCGUAUACCGGCCCUUGCGUUUCACCUUUGGUGUCGGAGACUCCUUGCUGGAAAUCUCCAGUCGCCAUGGGAGGAGGGGCCAUUUCCUGCACUGUUCACUCAGCGCCUUCUCCGAGCUCCUUGUGCCGCUGGGCUAUCGCCUGGUGCACGUGCUUUGGAACGAUGCCGUCUUCGUCCAUCAGAAGCUGCAGGAAGCACAUCCGCUGGAGCUGAAGAGAUGGGACUCAGAUCCAGAAGAACUUUGGUUCGGAGCUUAUUUCUGUCAUCCUUUGCGCCCCAGUCCGGUUGAAACUCACUACAUGGGGGAAUUCCAGUAUGACUAUAGACGCUGGAGUGAUAUUGGCAUCUCAGAAACCGAUCGGCUAGAAUCUAUUCGAAGGUAUUUGGAUUUCUGGCAAAUACCCAGAGCCUUCUACACUUUGUAUUUAAGCCUUCAAACAUCUUCAAAUGGUGCAAAAAAAACGCUGGGAAACAGCUGCCCUUUUUUGGCUUUUGUGGACGUGUUUCCCACCGACAGCUGGGGAUAUUAG